CCGGCGUGCAGCGGCUCGGCAGAGACCGGCACGAUCGCUUGUGCGCCGAGCGGACGCGUCCCGAGAGAGACACGACGGAGUCGAGCCCGUGUGCGCGUGUGACACCAACCACCGAUGGGGAGCGGCGUGCACUGACUUAUCCGCGGAUUAGCCCAGAGAGGACCGGAUCACCCCAAGGAUUAGCGAUUAAGCCCACUGGCCACCAUUGAGGGCACGGACGUUUCAGACCCCAGGAACGACUUGCCGUCGUUCCAGACGUUCAGAGUCCAGUCAAGGACGCAGAACCUCGCCUACAGAAUGAUGGUCAACCAAACAGACUUGAUGGCUCCGCAUGAGUCUCCCUACAGCACAGAAGAACAGUUCAUGUACGAACCGACGGAAGAGGACAAGAACGCCUACUGCAACCUGCAGCCCAUAGGCCUGGACACCUCAGACCACGUGACGCCCUGCCUACAACACACAAUGGACCUCAUGCCCCCCUCGAGGCCCAUACCAUUUGAAGGCGACCCUUUCCCGAGCGACGUGCUGGACCUGGAGGGCGACCGGUGGCAGCGGAUUCCGAUCCAGCACUGGCAGUCCUGCGACGUCCUCACCUGGCUCCUGUCCUGGCUCGGCCACAACCAGAUCGAGCUGGCCGAAGAGGAGAUCGACGUGUUCAGCAACAUGGCUGGCGACCACCUGUGCCGACUGAGCCCCGAGGAGUUCCGCAACAUCGCCCCGUCCUACGGCCACAUGCUCUACGAGGAGGUCCAGCGACACCUCGGCAGCGGCUCCGCAGCGCGCAACGUCACUGGCCUCUCAGAACCGUUCUACGACCCAGAGAAGUAUGGGUCCUUCCAGCACUUCUUCGACCCUCUGGAGAUCCCAAACAGCAGCCCCGGCUCAGAAAACGUGACAUCUUCGAGAUCUCCUGGUCUUGCAGAGUCUGACAGUGGGAGCACAAGCAGCAGCUUGAGCACCGUCAACGAGAGGACAGAGAACCUCUUUGCCUACAUGCCUCACGACACACGGAUACUUGCGAAACAAAUGCCCCCUCCGAUGCCCCUGAUGGGCAAAAAGAAGGGCCGGAGAGGCAGACCUCCGAUCAAAGAGGCCAAAGUGCGCAGCCGAGCAGGCAAAGGCAUGGGCAAGCUGUGGGAGUUCAUCCGAGACCUUCUGCUGAACCCGACCACGAACCCGAGCCUCAUCCGAUGGGAGCGGAGGGAAGAUGGCAUCUUCAAGUUCGUCCAGUCAGACAAGGUCGCAAAAAUGUGGGGUGACCGCAAGCAGAAUCCACGCAUGACCUACGAGAAACUCAGUAGGGCCAUGAGAACCUAUUAUGGCAAGCAGAUCCUUGAACCUGUGCCCAAGACAGAGGGCCUCCCCAAAAAACUGGUCUACAAGUUUGGACCCCGUGCCGGUGGCUGGUUCCGCUCAGCUUCCAGGGACUACCACCCUUCUUCAUACCCCCGUUUGCACCGUGCCGGUACCAAGUGUUUCUACUGACACCGACCCUCCCGUCCUCGUUCCCCAACUCUCUGGUGAUGGUGCUCUGUACACUCUAUGCGCGGUGACGGUGCGCUAACAACGCGUCAAACUGAAAAGAAGCCAGCCGACAUGCACUCCCCUAAACAGUCAAGUUGGAGACCUUACAGUAGCAAUGUUUCCAUUUCCUUGUGUAUCCUCGUUACCCGAGAUUUCGGCUCUAGGGUACGGACACUUUUUUUUACAAAAGCCACUGCCAAAAAUUUUUAAUGGGCGCACGAUUGUGUGCACUUCCAGACCAGAGCGAGGCCAAAAUGGGUCCUCAUAUGUGCCAAAAACGAUUGCCAAUCAUAGUCAGUUUGAGCAUCAAAAGCGGCGCUUGAAGUUCGCUGCGAGACGUUGGAGCUGCACAGACUAACGAUCGUGCCAUCCUGUGUGGCCCCCUUCCCCCCUUCAGAUACUACUACAAAAGCCAGGUCCUCCUACCAGUGUUUGGACGUCGGCUCGUGUACAAAUUUGGUCCCAACGCCACCGGCUGGAGACCCUAAGCAAGACACCGCAAGAACAAAAAUAUCCAUUUCGGCACGGCCGGGCCCCUCCCCCGAAGAGAGAAAUCACACUUUCUGCCAAGACGCGCUUAACGUGCGUUUUCUUGUUUGUUUCUAUCUUUCUUCCCCAAAACAAACAAAAGUACAACAGCUCUUUUCCCUCUUUUUUGUAUUUCUCUCUUCCUCCCUUUGUUCAGUUGUUUUAGGAGAGGGAACAAGUUUAGUCACGGACAGAGCCACGUAAAUUUUGGAAGGAAUACCUUUAAGCGCCCAAGCUCGACCUCGAGGUCUGGCCGCGCGGACCUCGACACGUUCACUCGCUUACCGGCGAGGCGCAGUGCCGUUCCUCCGUCUUCUCCAAUUUUCCCGCUCACAAACCCGAACGGAACAUUCCACGAGACUGCAUGGCGUUGACCCCAGCACCAGUUUAUUCACCAAACGUAACCCAAUUUCUGAUAAAAUUUACGUCGCUCUAGUCACCAGGCGUUGUUACUUCAAUCUCUCGGACCUUACAAUUUCUUGUGCCGUCCAACGCAAGCGAGGAAAAACGAAUUUGAGCAAGCAUUGGACUCUCGCCAAUCAAGAUGUCGUAAAUGUGAAGACAGGAAAAUAACGAGGGCCAGCGAGUUUCUGUGACGUGCAAUCAUCAAGUAGCAUACUCAUGUCACCUCGAGUCACUCUCCAAAAGUGCAUUAUACACAUCACACCGGUGACUUUUUUUUUUUUUGUUUGAUUUUUUUUCUUCACCAUACUCCUUUGCUUUGUGCCGGUGAUCCAUUCCGUGUGAGGUGCACUUCAUCCGGUGUCCUUUGGAACGCUCACCCCUGGGCAGUGAGACGGAGUGACCAGCCUCUUGUACGAGGCUCUGUACAAACCUUGUGUAUAAAUGCCAGAGCAGUAUUUUCAGGUAUUUUUAUGCAAAUGCGCCAGAGAAUGUGUGCGGGCGUGCGCCCCUUUUUUUGUCAUUCCAACUUUCUUCCUGCGAGCGCGGCUUGCUGCAGCGCUCCAAGGAACCUCUGCUAGAGAUUCACGUUACUUGUUGCUCCAUUACUUACGCGCAAUACUCUGACCCAUCCAGGCAACCGAAGCCCAGCAAGUGUACUUAAAUCGUAUAUAGAAUGCAACCCAUUUGAAGUUACCGAUUGAGGACCCAGUCAAAAAAGCCCGCUGCAGUUGCCUGCGCGGGAUUUCAAAGAGUUGCUCAAUGUUUUUUUUUACGCGAUACAAACUUGUUAAGCCUUGCCUCCUGGCGUCCCAAGCGGGUUGGCAUGGUUUUCUCGAAGCAGCAGUCUCCCCCGAUGUAAAUUUCGGACGUGCAAUGCCAAAGGUGCCGUCGGCACUCGCGGCACAUUGGUUGUAAAAGUGUAUUUCACCCCUCCUACAGACUGGGGGUCCUUUUUGACGGUUGUGGGGAGGGGGGGCCUUGUGUAUCAUAUGUCCUUUUCCUUCAAAGAACAACUUAUUGUGUUGCGAAAAAGUGAGGCUUGUUGAUAUUUCCAACCAUAUUUUAUGAGGAGAAAUAUAUUUCGAGAGGUUAUAAACACAGAGCUAUUAUAUAUAAAUACUUAUAAGCAAACUCUCUGUAUGCAAAGUGCCUUUUUUUCCUCCUGAUUUUAUUUACUCUGUACAAGAAAGAAAGCUGCAAAUAAAGACAUUACUUGUAGAUA
This is a messenger RNA of Ixodes scapularis (black-legged tick), 3679 nucleotides long. Its product is annotated as ETS homologous factor. Gene Ontology annotation, biological process: regulation of transcription by RNA polymerase II; cell differentiation. The record is from RefSeq and is a predicted model, not a curated record. The transcript has 9 exons. Gene Ontology annotation, cellular component: nucleus. Gene Ontology annotation, molecular function: sequence-specific DNA binding; DNA-binding transcription factor activity, RNA polymerase II-specific. NCBI's taxonomy places the organism in Eukaryota, Metazoa, Arthropoda, Arachnida, Ixodida, Ixodidae. The coding region runs from base 298 to 1485 and encodes 395 amino acids.